AUGAGCACUACUAGAACAUCAGAACCAGUUAGAUUGGAUCUUAGGCCAGAGACGUCUAGAUCUUAUGAAGUCGGCACAAGAGGUGCCCACAACCUUGCGCAUGGUUUAAGUCACCCUUUUACUUUACCAAAGUUUCAAGAUAAAACUGAAGAAAGAAAAUGGAUCAAACAGCAUGUUGCAGGUGCAUUUAGGGUAUUUGCUAGAAAAGGUUAUACUGAAGGCUCAGCUGGACAUAUCUCAGUAAGGGAUCCUAUUGAUCAAAAUACUUUUUGGAUUAACCCGCUCGCCAAACAUUUCGGGUUAAUAAAGGCUAGCGACCUUGUACACGUAGAUGAAAAAGGAAACAUAUUGCCAGAUGGUAACCAAGCAGCUGUCAACUCGGCUGGCUUUGCUAUUCAUUCAGCCUUACAUAAGGCACGUCCUGAUGUCAAUGCCGCUUGUCAUGCCCAUUCUGUACAUGGGAAAGCAUAUUCUGCGUUAGGGAAGCCGCUUGACAUGAUAAACCAGGACGUGUGUAUUUUCUACAAGAGCCAUGCCGUCUAUGAGGAUUUUGGGGGUGUAGCAAUUGAGGCUGAAGAGGGCCGCCAAAUUGCCAAAGCCAUUGGAAACGGAAAAGGUGCAAUAUUACAAAACCACGGAUUGAUUACCGUAGGUAGUACUGUUGACGAAGCUGCUUACUUGUUCACACUACUUGAAAGAAGCUGCGAGGUCCAAUUAAUGGCAAAUGCAGCUUUGAGAGAGGGCGAGUCAUUAAAGAUUGUUGGAGAUGAAGAAGCCGCUUAUACUGAACAUCAGACUGGCGAUCCUGAAUCUCUUUAUGCUGAGUUCCAGCCAGAUUUGGAAAUGGAACUUUACUUGAAUGAUAAUUUUAUGUUGUAG
Molecule: messenger RNA, 879 nt
Organism: Priceomyces carsonii
Lineage: Eukaryota; Fungi; Ascomycota; Pichiomycetes; Serinales; Debaryomycetaceae
Exons: 1
Coding region: 1-879 (292 amino acids)
Cellular component (GO): cytoskeleton
Molecular function (GO): actin filament binding
Source: RefSeq, a predicted model, not a curated record